Scylla paramamosain (green mud crab) is the source of this 819-nucleotide messenger RNA. RefSeq names its product piggyBac transposable element-derived protein 4-like. The coding region runs from base 1 to 819 and encodes 272 amino acids. The transcript has a single exon. Lineage: Eukaryota; Metazoa; Arthropoda; Malacostraca; Decapoda; Portunidae. The record is from RefSeq and is a predicted model, not a curated record.
AUGAGAAAUUACAUUGGAAAAGGGCAUAUCCUGUACACUGACAACUGGUAUACAAGUCCAGCAUUGGCAAGGUAUUUGCAUGAAAAUAAUGGUGGUGCUGUGGGGACUGUCAAAUCAAAUAGAAAAGAUAUGCCACAGUUUGAAAGAACACAAAAAGGCGAUGUGAUCAAAUACAAUACCCAUGACAUAAUAACAAUGAAAUGGCAUGAUAAGAGAGAAGUCCAUUUGCUCUCCACAGUCCACACAGGACAAAUGGUAAAUACCAACAAGAAGCACUGGAAAACAAAAGAAAUCAUUUGGAAGCCAGAUAUUGUUGUUGAUUACAACACAAAUAUGAGGUUCGUUGAUAAGGCAGAUAUGCAAAUAAGCACAGUGGACAGCCUGAGGAAAAGUACAAAAUGGUACAGAAAAAUUUAUUUUCACUUGAUGGAUAUUUGUAUGCUCAAUGCUUAUAAUCUUUACAUGACAAAAACAGGUGAAAGAUCAACUCUCAGAGCAUUCAGACUGAAUGUGAUAACAGAAAUGUUGAGAAGAUUUGGCCAGCAGGUGCCUACACAUUCACACUCAGGUAGACAGAGAGAUGCACUCCAGGGAUCACUGCAACGUCUAAAUGGUGGAGUGGCUUUUCAUUGCCCGGUUCACGUCCCUCCGACAGCAGCAAACCCGCGCAAGAUGGGACAGCGGGAAUGCAUAGUCUGCAAGACAACGACGAAAAGGGAGAAGAAACGUAAAUUGGUCACCACAAUGUGCCAAGGGUGUGAUGUUGGAUUGUGCCUUGGGGAUUGCUAUAGCCAAUAUCACUCCCUCAAAGAUUUGUGA